AUGUCUGUUCCUUCCGAGGACGUGAUCAGGUUUGCACAAGAGCUCGACAUGACUAAAGCUUCAUAUCCAUCAUCUCGGCCUGCGAGCAUGGAACGGCAGACAAAGCUUGCCCAUCUGAAGCUCGUCUCAAAGUAUUACGGCUGCGCCAACUUCUCAUAUCCUCGACCAGACGGCACUUCGACUCGCAACCCAUACAGGCGAGCUGGCCAGGCCUACUCAACAGAGGACCUCAACCAGGACUACAACCCUGACUUGCUGUGCCCCGAGACCCCAACUCGACGAGAUCGCACAUCAAUCGGCUCUCAGAGCUCGGACGGGUCAACACCCAGCCUCAUUGACGACCGUACUGACUCUGAAGUCUCACUUGACGACGAUUAUCAGUAUCACGCCUCUGCCUCUCAGCUGUGGGACACCUUUUGGCAAGCCGAGGAAGGCCCAAGCCAAAAGACCCCAGAGAAAUCCAAGACUCAGUAUCCCGCCUUGAUUCCUUCACCACAUAUUAGAAGAGCCAAGAAGGCGGGCCGCAUCAAUUACGAGGACUAUCCAUUACCGCCCCGGCCGGUGGAGUACAACAUCAAAGUCAACCACCCAGCCCCUCCUCCCAAAGACGACUCUUUGACGCAGAUGCAGCCACAACCAGCCACGAAAGAGGCACAGGCUCCUCUGGAACCUCGAGACUUUGUGGUCUCGGAGGAGUCUCGUCAUCCUUUCCCAGGUCCCCGACGCACCGUUCGUGCUGUCCGCUCGUCUUACUGCCUCUUCCCACGCACCCAAUCACCGGUGCCGAGCUACCCGCCGCCUCCUCCUCCACGCCUGCCGACUCUUCCAAAAACCAAGAGCUUGCGCAGAGGUCCACGGCCUCCACCAAUUCACCUUUACUCUCUGCCCGUCCCAGCUGCAGCUCCCCUGCCUUCUCCCGCUACCGCAUCACUUUACACACCUCUGUACUCACCCCCCUUCUCCCCUGUGCCGUCUCUACACACCCGGCCGCACACAUCACAGGGGAGCUAUAUCUCCUCCGUCAUCGACUUGGUCCAGCCCCGCUCCGCCCCUCUCCCCUCUGAAAUCCCCGAGUCGGACACCCCCCGUGGACCGGAGAUGCCGAAGUCCUUCUUUGACUUUGACUCGGACUCGGAGUCAGAUGAUUCGGAGCCGGAACAUGCCAUUUCUCGCCUUGUCAAGAACCUGCAUAUGCGCAACGCCAGCGACACAAGGCGAGGCGCCGCUAAGGCGUCUGCAGCCGCUGACUCUCAGCUGCGGCGUGCGCGUGGCGAUGCCGAGCCCGAAAGAGAGGCGGACAGCCAGAUGCUGUUCGACAAGCACAAAAGGAGCGCCGCGAGGUUCGGCCGCAUGUUUGGACGCGCGGGAGGCAAGCCCUUCAAUCUUUGA
Messenger RNA from Colletotrichum truncatum, 1389 nucleotides. RefSeq lists its product as uncharacterized. Lineage: Eukaryota; Fungi; Ascomycota; Sordariomycetes; Glomerellales; Glomerellaceae. The record is from RefSeq and is a predicted model, not a curated record.